ACUGUAGAGCUACCGCUCUGUACAAUAAACACAGCAUAGCUGUAUCAACGAAGUUAGGGUUACUGCAGGCUGAGAAUCACUAAGCAAAAAUAGGGCUAGCCAUCAACGUUUCACAUGUUCUUAAAGACUGAUAAUAUCUUGGAAUUAACAGCGAGCAUGACUAGGUUGAAGGCUUGAUGGCUAACCUAUUUUUCUUUCCAGGUUUUCCAGAGCGUAAAAUAAAACUAAACUUUACCGUUAAUCAUGAAUGCUGUCUGAAUUAUACAAUCCGAGAUCAGGAAACCACAGACUAAGAAAUACUUAAUGUACGGAAAGGACAAGGACGUAGCACACUACCAUCAUCAGUGGGAUGAAUACAAAGUAAAAGGAAGGGAAAAGCCCAGCAAAGUGCAAAAUACCAUGCAAACCAGUUCAUGAUUUGUUUCAGUAACCUGAAACAGAAAGUACAGAUACGGAAACAGAAAGAGAAAUAAAAUGGCCUGUAAUGUGGUGUAAAAAAAAGAAAAUAUCACGAAAGUUUGCUAAACUGAACGUAGCGAUCAACAGUCAGCCAUGAAAAUGGAUUUGUUAAUUCUUUAUCUUUGUGCAAAAUCAUGACUACAGUUGGUAAGGUUUAAUGUAAAUACAUUACAAAAUAUCGGCAUCUAGCCAGGUUAAGAAUGAACGUGUACAUGUGGCCUACUACUGUUUAGUCAUCUGGAUAUGUUUUCUUGAAUACAUUUGACAGACUUUUCCAACCCAACCCAUAAUUGUUGAACGUUGCUAUUUACCAAGUAUAAAAUGUGCUUACUGUUGAAACCCUAGGUUGUUGCAGUCACAUGGGAUUAAUUGCACUAGGAAAGGAAACAUUUUGUAUAUUCUCAAUAUUAACGCAAUAUCACAUUUCAAAGAAACACUUUGACCCUUACAUGCUGAAUGAGAACCAUCUGGAAUACUCAGGAAAACAUGUGUAUUCAUUGGCAACAAAAACAAGUGCUCCAUAAAAUCACUAAAACACAAAAACAAACCAAACACAAAAACUUUAAAUGUUACUUUUUUUAAAAUGUUACUAUUUAGUAAUAGCAAUAUAGCCCGUAAGAACACUGUUAAUGGCACGAGGUAGGCCUAUCAGACGGUAAAGCCCUCUUCUGCUUAACGAUAUGGCACUACAGUAUCGCCACAAAAAUGUGUGGUCCUUCGGAAACCCAGCUGCAUACGGCUCACUUUUGACUUUAUGACACACCUAUUUAUGUCAGAAUUAAAAACUGAAAAAAAGUAAAUAACUAUAGUGAUAUUCUGCUGGCCUGGCACUGUGACAAGACUUCUGUGACCCCAUGGACACGAACCACACGGUAUCACACCCACAACAUCAAAGCAUGCUCUGUGUGUGGAAGUGAAGCACAAGCUGCUGUCAUUGGUCAAACACACCGAAGAGGCGUUCCCGCUUCCCCGUGGAGAAUUCAGAAUUCCGUACCCCGCCUCUUCAGGAAGCAAGUUUGCUUUGGCUUUUUGCACAUGGACCGACCUUUAUCCAGGAAGUGUAGCAAAACAUUGGCAUCGUCCAUUUCAGCUGUUUUCAUGUGUGGUCUAAUUACGCCGAGAGUUAUUUCUAAAACGAAUAUAAUUGCGUUUAAUGAAAAAAAAAAAGUACACAAUGUGUUUGUACAAAAUUUAGAAAUCGUGCGGGAAGCACCGCCACCCCUGAGGUGUGGAGUACAAAAAUAGAGUCCCGGAUUUCUUCUUUUUAUAACUUUGGAGGAAUACUAUUUCAGUAAUCUAAGUGUUCGAAAAAAUGGCGACUGCUCUGUGCCAGGGAAGAAACCAGUUGGAUCUGUUAAUAAAAGCAGUUGAAGCUUCCUGUCAGAAUGAAGAUGAAACAAUGGAAACUAUUGAGGCGGCUGAGGCCCUGCUCAACAUGGACUCCCCGGGCUGCUUUCUGGAUGACAAGCGCAUCACUCAUGUGUUGGUGCCGUCGAUGGGUGAGGUAAUCUCUACUCCAGUUACAAGUGUAUCGGUAACAGCUGAUGGAAUUCCUGAGGUAGUGGAAGUUCAACAGGGUCGGCACUCCCUGAGCGAAUCAGCAGCUGGGCAAACGCCACAAGAGCCCAAGAAGAAGAAAGGCAGAAAACCCAAACCGCCGCGACCUGAUUCGCCUGUCACACCCAAUAUCUUAAUAAAAAAGAAAGAGAAAGAUGGCAAAGGUAAUACGUUAUAUCUUUGGGAGUUCCUAAUAGCCUUACUGCAGGACAGAUCCACGUGCCCAAGAUAUAUAAAGUGGACACAAAGGGACAAGGGCAUCUUUAAACUGGUCGACUCCAAGGCUGUAGCAUGUUUGUGGGGAAGACACAAAAACAAGCCAGACAUGAAUUAUGAGACAAUGGGCAGAGCUCUCAGGUACUAUUACCAGCGAGGUAUACUAUCUAAGGUAGAAGGACAGAGAUUGGUCUACCAGUUUAAGGAGAUGCCAAAAAACAUUGUGUACGUUGAUGACGUGGAUCCGUCCUCCAGCACAGAAUCCGUAGACAUGCCAGAGGCAGACAUGUCAUCAUGCAAUGAUCGGGCCUUACCCCUCUCCACCAAGAAAUCGCUCAGCAGCAGAAGUCCAGCCACAAAGCAGAGGGCCUCUGCACACAGAGUAAGGCGAGGAGCAGCUGCACUGCCUGCCCCCGGUGUGCUGGAGUCUGCAGUGGACACAAAGGCAAUCAGGCCAGUCCGGCAGGUGGAGCUCAUACAGCAGCAACAUUUGCCAGUAGUGUCUGCAGAAAUGUUGAGAACUUUGCAGAGCAUCCAGUCAUUGAAACCAGGACAGCAUGGGUCUGUUUUCAGGACAGUCCAACUCAUGGAGCAUUUUCAGAGUGCCCAGGAGGGGCAGACUGUUUUAACCACAGCAGGUUGUGGCCAGACAGUCAGGUAUGUGUCGAUGGAUGAGUGGUCUUCCGUGUCAACCACUGCACCUACAGAGAGCAGCGUGAGCAGCCCGCCUCCGGUUCCAGUGGUAGUGUCAGCAGGAGUGCAGCCGGUGGGCACUGUAACACUGCAGACCCUCCCGCUCACAACAGUCCUAGCCAGCAGUGACCCGUCUGGGGCUUCGCCUCGCACCUUCUUCCUGCAAACCAUUCCCUCCCCUCAGGUGGCAGCUCCCACAUCUCCAGGCACCCUGAGCAGAGUCCCUGGUCAGCGAGUGCUUGCGAGCAGUAACAGGACUGCUUCUGUGCCUUCUUCCCCGACAGUCGGUGCCGCCGCCCCUGUGGUGACAUUCUCAACGGACGGCCAGCAGCUGGUGUCCCAUCCACCCGGCACGGUGAUCGCCUCGGUAACCAAAGCACCCGAAACCAAACACAGCCUGCCUCAGACACAACAGUGGGAGGAUAUUGAGAGCAGCCAGCGCACUGACCUCAAAUCACAGCCACACUUCAGUGUAGUGGUGAUCAAUGACAUGUGGAUGGAAUCCGAGGCUACAAAUGAUCAGACGGAAGACAUCUGAAAGGACUGCUUUGUCACAGGUUUCGUGUUUGUAAAUACAGUAUGGUAGCUGGAAAUGGUCAAACAAGUAGCAAAAAAAGGAAACGCUUAACCCUUUCAUGCUUCGGAGAGACUUGAAGUAAACCAACCUGCAAUGGAAAAAAACUACAAAGGUGCAAAUCUGUAGCAUUUCCAUUGCUCUAUCACUGUUAAACUGAACUUUGCAUUUCUUAAACAGAAAAAAACCAUACACAAACAAUACAUGGAUUGUAUAAGCAUUGUACAGUUUACUGUGGUGUACUUUUAUUAAAGAAAACACAGUCAGAGCAGUCCACCCCUCCAGUGGUUUUCUUCUGGAAAGAAUUCCUUUCUAGUUAGAACUCAAGUUAACAUUUCACACCGUCCUGCUUUACUGAAACUGGUAAAGGUAUCUGUGGUGCUGUAUGUCUUUGUCCAACUCUGUGUGCCUGAAGGUACAGCAUGAGAGGGGUGCUUUUCUUUUUCUUUUUCUUUUCUUUUUCUUUUUUAUUUAGUUGUCGCCAAUGGAUUUGUUUCCCAAUUUGGAAUCACCAAUUGUAUGGAUGAUUUCGGUCCACCGCUGCAACCCCCACGCCGACUUUGUGAAACAGUGGCAGACACGCGCGUCCUCCGAAACGUGCCCUGCCAAGUCGGCUUUUUUUGCACUGCAGGUCCACAGUGAAGCCAUCAGACCUAUAGUGCCGGAGGACAAAACGGAUCUGAAUGGCUCCACAGCAGACCCGCAGGCACCCUGCCGGCCACAGGAGUCGCUGGUGCGUAGUGAACCGAGGAUUAUCCUGCCGAUCUGAGCCCUCCAUACCCUGGUGGCGUUCGGCCAAUUGUGCGCCGCCCCCUAGGAACCCCCGGUCACGGUCGGCAAAUGACAUAGCCUGGGUACGAACCAGCGAUCACCAGGCCAGAGAGGGGUGCUCUUGACAUUUGAACCCAUGAGAGGUUUUAACAAAAUCCAGCUACUCUAAUAGAAUACAGCCUCCUUUUUUGAAUCUUGCUUUCCAGAGAGGGAAGAGUUCAACUUUAUUAAAUGAAACCUGAACCUAAUCCCAGAUGUGCUUUCUACAUGAAUUCUCACAAAACCUUCCAGAUGUAAUUUGAAAUUCAAUGAAAAAAUAUGAAGGAAUCUGCAAAGUGCUGUAUGUUCAUGUAUCUGCAAUACAAAAAAAGCUUCAUUUGAGUUUUACUGCACCUUUCCAGCUUUAUAAUAUGUGAUUCUUUGUGGCCUUUUUUAAGAUACGUUUUUUGGAUGCGGUGGUGUACAAGCACAGCCUAUAAAACUACUCUUUGACAUAUCCAGUAAUGUAAAUAUUGUACAUUAAAUUUGACUGGUAAUGGAUACAAAUUUCUAACUAAUUUUGUGAGCUACAUUUUUAUACAGGUGCUGUAGGACUACGAAUAUGUAUAACAGUGUUUCUAAACAUUUUAUAUGCGAGUGGUUUUGUAUUUAUGGAAAUAAAUUUUAAAUUUUGAUGUGCA
Acipenser ruthenus (sterlet) is the source of this 4950-nucleotide messenger RNA. RefSeq names its product ETS-related transcription factor Elf-1-like. Bases 1772 to 3463 code for a protein of 563 amino acids. Gene Ontology annotation, cellular component: nucleus. Gene Ontology annotation, molecular function: sequence-specific DNA binding; DNA-binding transcription factor activity, RNA polymerase II-specific. The record is from RefSeq and is a predicted model, not a curated record. NCBI's taxonomy places the organism in Eukaryota, Metazoa, Chordata, Actinopteri, Acipenseriformes, Acipenseridae. The transcript has 7 exons. Gene Ontology annotation, biological process: cell differentiation; regulation of transcription by RNA polymerase II.